GAUCCUGUGCGAGUGCUGCUACCUUGCGGGGCGCUGCAACCUAUCGCGUUGAGCUUCGAUUUCGACCAGCACGCAAGCUCACAGGCUACUCCUCGCCACCCACCCCACGCAAGCUGUGGCGAUCUGACCACUUGGUUGUUGCCAUCGCUGCCCACCCUUUGGAGAUCUCGCUACAGCUGUCUCCGCUGAGCCUGUCGUUUACGCCCAUGGCUCUGGCGCUGCUGAUUCGUGGCCUGCGCCGUUGGGGCAGCGCACGGCAGGACGACAGGGGGAAAUUGUUGAAGGACAAAGCGCACAUACGUUUCAAAGCUCAGCUCGAGGAUGUAGCUCCCAUUAUGGAGAAGCGUGAACUCUCAGCAUCUCCCCGAGAGUGGCGCUUUGCUCUGUGCGUGCGAGUGAAGCAGUUGGAGCUGGAAUUGGCACUUGGAGAAGUACCAGUGAUGAAAGGCCGCCUGCAACACUGGGACCUCACCAUGGAAGGCACAUGUAUGGGUGGCCUCAGCAUGUCGAGCUGUCUGGCUUCGGCAUUUCUGUGGGUGCCUGGUGCCAGCCGACCUGUGCUGAAAUUCCUUGGAGCCUCACACCUCUCCUUGACGCUUCCGUUGGGAGAGGCAGCCUUCAAGGAGGAGCUCUCCGUUCGAUGCGUUGUGGCACCACUCUGGAUUUGCCUGGACUGCACUGCCUUUUCACUGACUUUGGAUUACUUGGCGGAGCUUGAAGAGGCAUUCGCCAGCAACUCGCUUGCUUGCGAGUCUACGCUGGACCUCACUGCGCACAUGCCUGCCCAAAUGUACACAGCGCCGCUGUCCAAUGCGGUCUGCUGCUUAUUGCCAGAAUGCUGCUAUCGAUUGCAGCAGUGGGACGUACAUCUCUCCCUGACCAACCUGUCUUUGUUCAUCCCCACGACGGCGGAAGACGGCGGCGACCCCCAAGGGGUUUUAAUCGGUUGCGCUGCCAAAUGGUCUUUCCGACAAUUGAGGAGCCGAUGCUUGGUGUCCGGAUUUUUUGCAGCCCAAGCAGCGCAAAGUGCCUCCUUCACAGGCACUCCGCCGAAGAGCAUCAGCGGAGCCAUUUUCCAUCCCUGCCGCCUCAAAAUCGAGUUAAAUCUGGCAUUGGAACCUUCGCAGGUGCUUCGGGGGGUCACUGGACGCCUCGUGGUGGAUCCAGUUUGCAUCUCUCUCAAGACUGAGCAUGUUCCCUUGCUCUUGCAAAUUUGGCAAUAUAUUCGCUACAUGGAUUCCAUUCUUGCAGCAUUCGGGGCAGAGCCCUGUCUGGAAAAAUCAUCCAGCACUGGCAGCCUGAAUUGCAAAGCAAGGACUGAAUUCUCAGAGAGCUCUGACUCCAGCCGAGUCUGGCGGGCAAGUUGUGCUGACAUUCGCAAGGUGGUGAAGAUCUUGGAAGAAUUCAUCCCUGAGUGUUUUAUGCAUUUCUGCGAUCAGAUGCUAAGUCUGGUCUGUGCUUGCAGGCUGCAGCUGGAAGUGGAGCUUUGUGCAUUGCAUGUUGGCUUGGUGCAGUCGUCGACAGAUGCAGAGCUUGUAAUCAUUUUAGUGGAGGAUGUGCUGGUUUCGUUGGACCGGACCUUGGCAGGUUUCACGACACUGGGCGGAGCUCCUUCCCCUCUGUCUGGAACCUCAGCAAGCAGUGCACCUACCUCGCCAAUCACUCGUUGCCCACGACGACGUGAGCACUUCGUGGUGCAUGUCGGUGCACUGUCUGUUGACAUUACUUCAACAGAGCUGGCAAGGGCAGCCACGCUACUAGAGCCUGUCUGCUUCGUUUUGGACCUGUAUGAAGGCCACAGACAUCAGCCAUCCAGUUGCAAGGUGUCCUGGAUGAAUCUGAACAUCAGUUCAGCAUUGAUUGAGACCAUGGUGAGCUUGUACAAUGAUGCUUCCAAGAGAGCAGCCUCCAUGCAACAUUGCGAGCCUGACACGUCUGGAGGGACUCCAGUUUCUCUACGAUGCUUCUCACCUAGUGCACACUCGGGAUCUUCCCCUGCGGCACGCCCAGUCUUGCAGCGCCAGUUCAGCAUCUCUUCUCGUCAGCCGCAGCUGUCUGUGUGGAACUUGCUUGGACAGGAUAUUGCAGUGACAGUGGUCGAAACAGGUGGGUCAAGUAUCUCAGAGCAUAUCUCCAAUGAGUCAAAUGGAAUUGUACAGAUGCCAUGGUGCGGCAUCCGAACCUCUAGUGCUGGCGAUCCUCGGGGCUGGGCUGUGCAGUUGAGAAUGGCCGAAGUUCCUGAAGUUGACGUUUCGUUGCACCUGUCCGCUGCGGCGGCCAUCAAGUCUGUUGCGGUGAAGCCUCGAUACUUGACCAGCAGCUCGUCAAUCAGCACUUCGCUUCGGAGGCUGGGUUCCAAAUUUCGUUGCAACAGCAGCGAAACCAACACAAGCACGCAGAGCAACUUGGACAUGGCAAUGAAAAUGGCGGCACCUCCUCCGCCACUCUCUGGGCAGUGCUGGAUUCUGGUCCGCACGGAAGUUGGCAGCAAGCUUCACGAGCUUGAGGUGCACAUCAGCUCAGUGCUCUUCUUAGAAAACCGAACCAGUGUCAGCAUUUCUGUGGCACCAUACGGCACGUCUUUGGAGAAUUUCAUGGAGCUUCCUCCGAAGAGUCGACCACGGCCCGUUCCAGUUUCGUGGUUGGCAAUGGGACCCGAUGGAAAGUUGCCGCCCACGCUUUGGGCCGGAGUCUCUGACGAGGUCAAGAUGCCAUUCUUUGGUAGCUCAGGCAGCUCCUUGAGCAUGACGGCGGUCAUGUCAGGCGUGUCAGGCAGCACGGACUCCAUGGAGAGGUGGACCUGGAUGAGAAGCCAGCGCAAGAGAGGCAUGCUCCAGCCCUUGAUCGGCUCGAGAACGUGGCAAGCCAUCUGUCGCUACAAAAGCAUGGUGGCGAAUGACUACUUCCUUCGAUCCAGGAUGAUUCGUCUCCACGAUCGUGCUGGCGAUGAAUGUGCCUGCUUCAGUGCCACUGUGUCUGGGGUAAGUGCGGACUUACAGGCCUCCCUGCAGGCGCUGAUUUUCUCCGUUGCAUUGGACCCUGCUGCCCAAAUCUGCAACAGGAUGCCCUGCGCUUUGCAGCUACAAACGGAGGAGGGCCCGCUUCUGAUCCGACCAGGCGAAGAUGUUGACAUCUUGAAGCCAUCGCAGCAACUGCAGCUCUCCUUGGAAGCACCCGUUUCCACCGGCCUCUCGGAAGAUCCUGUGCGCUUGCAUUUGGCCACAGCGUUGUGGGCUGACCGGUUGCCUAGAGAGAAGCACCAGAAGCAGCUCGUCUUCGAAGGGGACAAGACUCAGAAGUGUGAAGAGAGGAAAGAUAGAGAUGACUUCCGGGAGUUGCCUCGCUUGGUGGCCACCUUGGAGACGGAGCCGGGCCUGAACAUGUCAGAAUGCUGGGCUCCGCUCCAGGUCCGUCAAUACUCGCCGCGAUCUCUUCGCCUGAUCUUCUUCACGCAGUACUGGCUUAUGAAUCGACGCAGUGACUGUCGUGUCUGUCUGCCCCGAGUGGACCUCCCAGCCAGAGCUGAAACAGGCUUGGCAAAGUUCGGCAGCAAACGCCCUGGCCAGCAUCCUACACGCCACGCCCUGAUGCAGUACGGCAGCAAUUCACUGCGAAUGGUGUCAGAGGAUCUGGUUAGGCGUGGCAAAAUACGUCUUGGGCUCUGCGACCAGCGCUACAACGCAAGCGGCGAGUCUCUCGUGCCCGUCACCCAAGCGUUCAGGAUACGGCAACCUACGGUUGGCUCCGCAACGGCACCUCGAACGGAUCGCAAUCCAGUUCAACGAUGCUUCGGAUAUACCGUCAGACCAGCCCCGCUCCCUUUUCACCGGACUUUGAUCGUGGAGGUGGUUCGCCGCUACACGUUGCUCAAUCACAAAGACCAUCCUCUGUUCUGCUUCGAGCAAAACGUUUGUCUGGCCCCAUUGGAACUUUCAGCAGGCUCUUCAGCUGCGUUUGAUCCGCAGGGAGCAAAGCUGCAGAUAGCAAUCAGUGGAGUCGGCCCAUCCUAUGGUGCCAACACGUCCAGCACCACUGCUUCAAAUCUUCCAGCGAAUGAAAGACCAGCAGACCGAAUUGUCACACUACCUCACAGGCUAAAGCACGAGACGCAAGAUCUUGAAAGCGGGCGCCGAGGUCCUAAGAGGGCUGUGACAUGGGCCGAUCAAACAGAAAACCAGGUUGAAGCAGACGUGGUUAUGGAAGAUGCGGAAAGAGAGAGCCAGCAAUGGGACUGCUAUUCAGCCUCGUUUUGUCUUGCUGAGACCAGCAGGAGCAGGUUUCAAUUGAUGCAUCAAAUUGACCUCUCCUGCUUUGUUUCUGCCUUUGCAUGUGCUUCUGCACACCUGGCAAGACCUGAGCCUCUGGUCGGUCCAGCAGAGCCGCCAACGGCGCAUGGCCGUGCUUGGUGUCUAACAGCUGUGGACACCAUGGUGGAACAAAGCUCCGUCGUCGUGCGCUUCUCGGAGCCCCUGCGGCCACAGUUCCGCAUCAUCAACCGCACGGGACAUCCGCUGGGCCUCUGCCAGGACUGUGAAGGUGCGCCUUCUCUUGAGCUGGCACCAGAAAGGCGCAUGAGCUUCUGCUGGUUCCAGCCUGAGUCACCGCAGCUGCUGAAGCUUCGCCUGGGACCCAAGGAGCAUAGCUACGAGGUUGGAACGGUGGAAGAACACUUUCCCCCGCUCCACGUUGAGAGGCCACCGCAAGGUGCUGCUGCAGGUUGGUUUCGAGAAGAGUUUUUGGUACAGACCAAGGUGGUUAGAGGCUCGAGAGAGGUCCACAUACAUCCGCAUUGCCGUCUCACAAACUUGAAGGGACAACCAUUGCUGGUGCGAUCUGGAAAUGCAAAGGCAGGUGAGAUGGCGGUGGUCCCACAUGAAGGCUCCGUGUGCUUGCAGAGAGAGUGCAAGACAGCUGAGCACGUCUUUCUUCAAAUUGCCAGUUGCGCGCAAGAUUGCAGUCUUGGCGCCUCUGCAACCCACUGGUCGGCACCCAUCAUGCUCACAAAGAAUCUCUCAGGGCACCGUGGCUUCCUACGACACAUGACAAGUGGCGGCGCAGGAAUGACAUCUGUCUUUGAAAUUACUAUGGUUGACGUGAAAAAAGAUGCAGUGUCAGACUUUUUGGUUGUUGAGCUUCGCCCCUAUGUCCAGUCGAAGUGUCCAUACUUCAUAGAGAAUGCCAGUCGCCUAUGCUGCAGCGUCAGCCAACUGGAUGGACCGGAAGCUGGCGCAACUUUGGAUCUUUUCCCACAAGAGAGCGCUCCGUUUGUACCCGUGGGCGCUGUCUUGGGUGGUGCCGGCAGUUUUCAGGUGAGACUGUCCGCGAUGGGUGAAGACGACGAAGUCGAUCAUAGCGCCGUCAUUGACAUUGAGCUCCCACAGGAGGCAGUACUUGGCCCCCUUCAUGUCCAAGUGCUGAAGGAAAGACCUCGCCACAUCAUCAUCAGAGAUGUGGGCGCUGUUCAGAAGUCAGGUCUCAGACGAAGCCGCAAGAGCCAAUUGCAAGCUUUCCCUCCUUUUCUGCUGAUGAGGCGUUUGCUGGGCACUGGCAAGGCUUGGAUUCCCGACUGGAAGGACGGUAAGGAAAAGCUGGCGGUCCCGAAGGCAAUUCCGUUGUCCCCGCGCAGACGAACGAGAUUGUCCGCCUAUGGUAGCCAGUUUGGAAUUGGAAGCCCGGCAUCUUCGCGCAAGAGAACCUCAACCCUUCCUCUUGGUACCUCGAGACCUUCAAGUCCAGGUGGGGUGCAGCGCCGUAGGCCUACACACUUCACAGGAGCAUCCACACCCCGACUACUUGCCAUGCCAAGUGUGCGAUCUUUGGGUUCUCCAAUCUCACGUCUCAGGAAGGGGACUCUGGACAUUUUCUGGACACGCAGUGGACGCAAGCGCUCAUAUCGAUCGAAUGGCAUUGUUUUCCAGCUCUGUGCAGAAGGGGCAGGGAUCACACUGGUGGACAGCACUGCUUUGCACGAAGUUGCCUAUCUUUGUGUGGAAACUCUGGUCAUCAGCUCCACAAGAGAUGGUGUGCAACAUGAACUUGAUGUGAAACUGGGCUGUGUUCAACUUGAUGUGAGGGAUAAUGGUACCAGCUGGAGGAGCAAUGUCAUGCUGCGGCCACAACGGCUGCGUCUUCACAAUCCUGUCCGGACCGUCAAGGAGAGGCCCUUCCUUGUUUGCAGUGCCACCUGGACAGCGCUGGAUCGUGGAGCAGGUGCAGCUGCUCAUCUGGAGGUGGAAAGCCUCAGAAUCGACAUUCAGCCCAUUGAGCUGCGACUGGACACCCUGAGCUGCUUCCAGCUGGCACACUAUGGCUUGGAUUUGCUACGAAGGGCAGAGCCCAUCAUUGCUUCCCAUCCACUCUUUGGGCAUCUACGGCUCAUGUUGAAGACUCACUGGAGGAGCGACGGGGAGCAGCUACUUGUAGCCGAAGAAGGUGAGCCGCAAGACCCCGUGCUUGGCGAACCUCCGUGCCCUGAGGGUGAUGACUUCAAUGUGCCCACGCCGGUCUUCUUGAAAGAGCUGUUCGUUAGGCGCAUUCAGUUCUUUGUGUCUGUUCGCUUCAAUGGGAAGGGUGCGACGGAUUGCCACGGCAACGAAGCCCUGCAUGCGGUGGACAUCCUUUUGCGUAAACUGAUCCCGUUCGACGUUUCGCAGGCGCGCAUUUCGAUGGGGCCGUUCUUCCGGCGGCGGGGAGCAACAGCUCCAAGCUCGCCAUCACUAUGGAGGCGCCUACUCCGAUUUAUUCCCUGCAUCGGGGAUACCGACGCUGACGCGCACUUGUCCGACGAGUUCUUACCACAUGGCUUUCAUGAGCUGCUCUCCGAAGCUGCCUCGGCUACCGGCACUGCAGUCCUGCGGCAGAUCCCGCAGCUGCUGGGCGCCCAGCGAGUCCUGGGAAGUCCGGCGCAGCUCUGUGCCGAGCUGAACCAAGCUCUACGUUUGGCGCUUUUCGGCAUUUGCAGCUGCAGCCCUUGGCUUUUGAUCGCCGCACUUCUCACGGUACUGGCUGCAGUCCUGGAGUCUGUCGAGGGCAUCUUCAUGAUUGUCGCAAAGACAACCUGCCGCAUAACAGCUGGCACCGUUCCCACCGGCCUUCGGAAAGAGCCGUCCGGCGUUCCAGGAGCACUCAUGGACCUGCUAUGGUAUGGCUUUCCUUGGCAUGCGCAGCAGCUCUAUCGCGAGUGCAGACGUCAGAGUCACAUAGCUUAUUCUGCCCACUCGAUCACCGUCAGUCUGCGGUGCAUGCUCGAAGGAACCUGGCAUUUGGUGUUUUCCAUCGUCUCGUCCAGCAUGGUCAUUGUGGCAAAGCUGUUCCAGUCAUUGCAGCUGCUCUUCCACACGCUUGCAUGGUAUGUUUGUCCAGAACGUGUGGCAGAGCUGGGUGCUCCACUUUCUCGGCGAGUGGGACCUUUGUUGUUCCACAUUGGUUCGCCUUUACAGUACUCUCACUCUAUGACUUCCAUCAUGGGAGUGGUGCACAAAGCUGUGAGGGGCACCCGCCUUCGAGACUGGCGACUGCGGCAUUUGCCGGGAGGUGAUGGAUCUCUGCUCGCUGUACAGGGCUCCGGAUUUUUCCUCGUGCGGUCAAGCGCUAUUCGGCGGUGCGUGCCUGCACGAGAGGCUGACGUAUUUCUGGCAUGGCAAGCGCGGGGCAACUGGGAGAGAGUGGAACUGCGACUUGUCCGUCCAGCCUUGAGGACAGAGCGCAAGGAACUGCGCCGCAGCUUUAUGCUGUGCCUCUACCGGAGGACCGCCCCUUACUGCAAGGUGCUGCGGCUCGGGAGCCGUCGAGCGGCCCUGAGUGCCUUCAGCUUCGCGCAGGAAUGCAUUUCUAGUUGGGUGAGGGCCGAAGUACAGGCUCAGAUGGCUCCAGAUACGCCCAGAUUGCGGCUGCUUAGGAGGGUGCAUCGAUCUGCAGCUGUUCGUGCAUCCAAUGCAUAG
Symbiodinium pilosum is the source of this 7940-nucleotide messenger RNA. The record is from the annotation of a GenBank genome assembly. NCBI's taxonomy places the organism in Eukaryota, Dinophyceae, Suessiales, Symbiodiniaceae.